CAACAACAGGCGGCGUCAGACGGUGACGUCAUUCAGGGGUCAGGUGACCAAACAGGAAGCGAGGAGCGAGGCCGGGUCCUCUUCAGACUAGACGCGGCUCCACAGCUGAUUAAAAUGUGAAAGAUUCAGCGCGAAGGAAGUAUGGAGGAUGAUGAACUUCCGUCAGAGGAUGGGUUGGGUGUGCGUGGCGCUCUACCUUCUGCUCAGUAUCAUGGCGGUGUACUACAUCUUUGAGGUGCACACACUCAGUUUGGAGCGUGUGCAGAGAGGCGGGAUCAGCCUGUCGGCCCCGCCCCCUGCUGUCUCCUGGUCUCACCUGCUGUCGCUUCCCGUCUGGAUGUGGGCGUCGGUCUUCCUGCUCCCGUACCUGCAGCUCUUCCUCUUCCUCUUCUCGUGCACGAGAGCCGACCCCCGUGCUGUCGGUUACUGUGUGCUUCCUGUCUGCAUCGCCCUGCUGUGUAGUCGUCGCCAUGCUGCUCAGACACCGACCAAUCACAGGCCAGGGUCCGUGAUUGACACAUAGAAAGGACGGAUCUGAGAGGCUGCAGUGGCUGUGAACUUUUAGUGUUGAUGUAUGUGAUGUCACUUCCUGUGUGCCUUUUGAACAGUUACACUCCCAUCAGACAUUCACCCUCCAUGCCGUCUCAGGAACAAGAGCUGCCCUCAGCAUCGACUGUCAGGAUCAACAGCUGUUUGUACCCAGUUCUCAUGUUGUUCUGUUCUGACAUCACAGAUGUUCCUGGACUGUGAUUGGCUGGAGUGUGUUGAAUAAGGUGAUGGCAGCACCUCCAGCACACACAUCUACUUUAACCUGUUACCGAAAGCAUUAUUCCUGUUGCCAUGGCUACCACAGGUAUACAUUUAGAACAGAGGUGACAGCUGCUAUCCAAUCAGUGUUUCUGUUGUAAAAUGAGUCACAUGACACAUGCUGGUUACCAUGACAGCUUUUAAACCAAUUAAAAAUCUUCAUGAAGUCUAAA
Messenger RNA from Scophthalmus maximus (turbot), 980 nucleotides. It is a transcript of the gene lyset, whose product is annotated as transmembrane protein 251. Bases 149 to 523 code for a protein of 124 amino acids. The transcript is spliced from 2 exons. Lineage: Eukaryota; Metazoa; Chordata; Actinopteri; Pleuronectiformes; Scophthalmidae. The record is from RefSeq and is a predicted model, not a curated record.